This is a messenger RNA of Ixodes scapularis (black-legged tick), 3402 nucleotides long. RefSeq names its product zinc finger protein 525-like. The record is from RefSeq and is a predicted model, not a curated record. The transcript is spliced from 2 exons. The coding region runs from base 82 to 939 and encodes 285 amino acids. Lineage: Eukaryota; Metazoa; Arthropoda; Arachnida; Ixodida; Ixodidae.
CACAAGUGGUCCCAAGCCUUCUUCACGAUCUUCCAAACCUCCUUACGAACCUGACGGGAGACAACAAUUGGAGUGGAAGUGAUGCAGUCCUCAAGUCUUGGUGAUGCAUCAGCACAGUUGUGGGAGAUCAGCUGCCGUCUCAAAGCUACUGAGGACAUCUGGUUUAGAUGCUGUUCCUGCACUUACUUCACCAAAGAUCAGCAUGGAAUUGUGAGCCACCUGGUUGCCCAUAGUGGUGAACAAGUCAAGUGCCAUCAUCUCCCCAUGUCUCCUAACUCUAGGUCCAAAGUGAACUGCAACACUCGAUUGCUCAGGGGUGAUAGGUUCUUUAAAUGUAAGCUGUGCCUCCACACCUUUGUUGACAAAGGCGGUCGAAUCCAAGACAAUCGAACACACACAGGUGAAAAGCCAUUCAAGUGCAAGCUUUGCCCUAAGGCCUUUGCUCGGAGUUCCCAUCUGAAAGACCACAAUCGAACACACAAUGGUGAAAAACCUUAUAAAUGCAGGUUGUGCACCCAAACCUUUGCUCAGAAUUCCCAUCUGAUAAUUCAUAAUCGAACACACAGUGGUGAAAAACCUUAUAAGUGCAACCUGUGUUCCCAAGCUUUUGCUCGCAGCGGAAGUUUGACCUAUCACAACCAAAUACACACUGGUGAGAGGCCAUUUAAGUGUAAGCUAUGCCCCCAAACCUUUGCACGAAAGUCCUGGCUGACGCACCAUAAUCGAACACACACAGGUGAGAAGCCUUAUAUGUGCAAGCUGUGCCCACAAGCCUUUUCUAGCAGUUCUAGUCUUAGUCGACAUAAUAGAAUACACAGUGGUGAGAAACCUUAUAAGUGCAAACUGUGCCCCCAAGUCUUUUCUCAGAAUUCUCAUCUGAUGACCCAUAAUCAAAUACACAAUGAUGAAAAACCUUGUAAAUAUAAGCUGUGCUUCUAAGCUCUUUUCAGAAUUUCCAGCUGAAAAGGUAUACGGAAUGCACACAGGCAGAAAGAAGUGCGAGCGGUGUCCAGAAGCCUUCGUUAGAAGUCCAGCCUGACCUCCAUAAUCUAAUGCACAUGGGUGAAAAGCCCUUCAAGUGCAAGAUCUUCCCCAAAACCUUCUCAGAAUUUGUUAUAUAAUCUAAUAUGCACAUAAAAGCCCUUAAGUGCAAGCUGCAUUCCCAAGCUUUUACUUGGAAGUCCAGUCUGACUUGCCAUAAUUCGAUGUGGGUGAAAAGCUAUUCACAUGCAAGCUGUGCCCACCAUGUCUUUGCGAAGAAUUUCUAUCUGAGAAACCAUAAUUGAACAUACAAUGAUGAAAGACCUUAUAAGUGCAAGCUGUGUUCCCAAGCCUUGGCUCACAGUGGCAGCCUAAUAUACCACAACCAGACAUACACUGGUGAAAACCAUUCAAGAUCAAGCAGUACCCACUGUACCAGUAUUCAGAAAAGACGAGACGAGGCCAUGACUGCUGGGCUUAAGACAUAAGCGUGUGUGUUCUUUUGCACUUUCUUCAUUAUUCAAUGCAUAUUGCCACACCUUCCCUUCCCUGAGGGAGGUUCGAAUGAACUUAGAAUUCAGCAAGUUGCAAUCACAUCAGCAUACAAAUAAACGUUGAACACAUGAGCAUGCACACAAGCAUACAGAUAUCCAUAUAUAUACUUAUAGACACAUAUGUACUAAAGAGUCACUCUGUGAACCUCUUCGAUUUCAUGGUAAUACGACCGGGCCAUGUCUGUAUUUUUGUGUCCUUGAAAGCUGACUCUGGCUGAGCUUGCGUUGGUCCUGGCUUCGAGACCAUUGGGGGUGGCGACGUCUGCACAUUUGCAUCUGUUGGUAGUGGAGCAAGGUGGCAUUUUCUUCUGACCAGAAAUCCUUUUGAGGUCUCCAUGAUGUAUGAUCGUGGUACUGUCCUUUUUCCUGCAGCUUCUAUGCAGAGCAUGUAAACUUGCAGAAAGUAAAUGUGUGACCAGAAUUCAAUUUUAUUUUUCAAAGAAAAGGUUGGCAGUUUCAGCUUCCACACUGUUGUUUCUUUCAGUUAUUGUAGUCCUUGGUACUAAAGUAUGAAUGCAAUAAUUUUGAAGGUUUCGAUUUUGACCUUUCAUACCACAUGCUGUCUCAUUUGACCAGUUAUUACAGCAGGUGAUUGAUUGACGAGUGUGUGCAUACACCACAGCACAAAUGGGGCAUCUCUAGUUGAAUUCCCACACUGCCCAGCAGGUUUCUCAAUAAAUUGACACUGUACCAAUGUGCACGUUUUUAAUACCACAUACUGUAAAAUCUCAUAAGGGUGCCCUCUCAAAAGUAAAAGAUAAAUGGCGAAAAACAUCAAUGGGCUAUCUUUGGGAAUGAGACAGCAAAACUUUAGAAAAAAUUUAAUGAAAAACAUAAAGGGCAAUUGCCACAAACAGUGUGGCUUGGGAACCGAUACCGCAUAUCAAGGAAACAAUAAAUCUGCAUUUCACAACGUGAUAAACACAUAAUUCAGUACAAAUGCCUGUGUCACAAGGAAGGAUACCGCAGACUGUGGAUGCAGCAGAUUCGUGUUUCAUAGUGUGAUAAACAUUUGGAAACCGGCUACACUUCUCUGCCACGGAACCGAUAUCGGGCGCACAGAUUGUGAAGCGAAAAACAUGGGAACUCGCAUGUCAUGGGAACCAAUAUUGCGUGCGCAGAUCACGGACAAAAACACGGGAAUGUAUGACUCCCAUAGAACAUGGCACAAUGUCUAACGAGAAUCGGCAGUGGGCGAUGUUUGAGAAUUUUUAUGUUACAGAUAUUUAGCCAGAAAAACAGGAAGGGCGAUCUCUCAGGGGAGGGUGCCCUUGCAGGAUUUUACGGUAAUUAAUGCCUUUUCAAGUCUACGUUGAUGAAAGGAGGUGUUGAGAUCUUGAAACUGACUUUAACACAGUCUCAUUCCUAAAAUGUUUUCACUAUUUUUCUCUGCAGCGGCAUUAUUGUAACAUAUUUAUACGACACCUAUUUUGAGACAUCACUCCCUAGUGUUUCGGUGGCUCCAAAAGUAUGUUGCUCCAUGUUUUUGUUCCUGAGAGUUGUUUGAGUGUUGCCUGUCCCUCUGUCGAAAUUCUCACUCCAUAGGCGUCAGUGUACAUCAGGCUAUGCGCUCGGCCCUUUUUGUAUUACACAGGAUAGUAGUUUGUUUCUAUGCUUCUCUAAUGGCAAACAUUGUGAUAUUUUUUGUAACAGAAUGAGAUGGGUCAGAGCAGCUUAAGUCUCAAAGAAUGCAAAUUUAGCCAUGAUUAUGUGUGGGUUACAGAGUCCAAUGAUCAUGUGUGCUUAUUUUUGCCUUCUCUAACAGAUUUGUUAACAGAGCUCCAGUUUGGCUUGAUUGUUUGUUUAUUAGGCUGACCUCGUUUAUCUCGAACAAAAUCUGCAGACAAUAAAUGUGCAAUAAGACUUC